CGACCUGCACUCUCGCCAUAUUUUCAAUCCUGUGCAUCCCGCAGCCCGGUUUGCCACCGUGAGGAGGAGAAAACCGUCACACAAGACAGCAUUAAAAGUGUGCAAAACGAUCUACUUUUAGAGGAAAAGGGGACGUCUGCGUUUGCUUCCUCAGCCAAGUCUGUCAUUUCAUUCUGCGACAAUGAACGUCUUCAGACUGACAGGGGACCUCUCUCAUCUGGCUGCUAUCAUCAUCCUGCUACUCAAAAUAUGGAAAAGCAGGUCGUGUGCAGGUAUCUCUGGAAAAAGCCAAAUCCUGUUUGCUAUAGUGUUCACCACACGCUACUUGGAUCUGCUCAGCUCCUUCAUCUCCCUCUAUAACACGUGCAUGAAGGUGAUCUACAUCGGUUGUGCAUAUGCCACAGUCUACCUGAUCUAUGUGAAGUUCAGGGCCACCUACGAUGGCAACCAUGACAGUUUCAGAGUGGAGUUCCUGGUUGUUCCUGUCGGGGGUCUUGCCGUUCUCAUCAACCACGACUUUUCUUUCCUAGAGAUCCUGUGGACGUUCUCCAUCUACCUGGAGUCGGUGGCAAUCCUGCCUCAGCUCUUCAUGAUCAGCAAGACUGGCGAGGCAGAGACCAUCACCACCCACUACUUGUUCUGCCUGGGCCUGUAUCGGGCCCUCUAUCUUUUCAACUGGAUCUGGCGUUUCUACUUUGAAGGCUUCUUUGACAUGAUUGCCAUUGUGGCCGGUGUGGUCCAGACUAUCCUCUACUGUGACUUCUUCUACCUUUAUGUCACCAAAGUGUUGAAAGGCAAGAAGCUGAGCCUGCCAGCGUAAAACAUACAGGAGACAGCGACUCCCAGCAGACUCAGGGGGUGCGGAGAUGAUGACAUGGAAUCUCGUGACCUACAGCAAAAGAUGCCUGAGACAGAGAGACAACUGUCGGGGUGGGGUGGGGGGGACACUAGUCUUCUUGAGGAUUGCUGAUGGAACUGGUAAAUGCCAACAAACACCAGAGCUGGACAAAGAUCAUCCCAGGUCAACAUUUGGAUUUCCGUGUUCAGCAUCUUGCCUUAAACUUCUUUUCAUUGCUGUUCAAAUAGGAGAAAAGGCUUUUUGUUUCUACAUGUGAGGUGUAUACGCUUAUUUUUUAGUUUUUUUUUUAUAAUGUCACAAAUAGGGUCAACUCUGAGGAAGAACCUUGUUUGGCUUGGUAAUGAAAUGCACAAAUGUACAGUCUUAUUAAAGAGUAAUGGAUCUGAGUGCCUGAGGCGGAUUAUGUCUGGUUUCUCACAGUAUUUUUUUUUCUUUUUUUACUUUUGGAUUUAAAACAUUUUUUUUUGUCUAGAUAGAUAUACAGUAAUACAUGUAAUCUCUCUUGGAAACAUUUAAAGAGGCCAAUAACAAGUUUCAUGCCAACACAUUUUGUAAAAAAAACAUCUUUGCUUUCUAAAAUUGUUUAAAACCGCAUUUUAACUGGUUACUCUACUCAUCUAAAAAUCGAAACUUUUUUGUAAGCAGAAGUCAUAGGAGGAUUUGUAGUUUUACCUUAAGUUUAAGAAGUAACCCAUGGAAUAAAUUACUUUGGUGCCAGCAAUUUUUUUUAUCGUAGAUGUCCGUAUUUUAAAAUAGUGGUCAUCUUAUUUGAAAUGAAACUUUUAAUGUGUUUAUUUUCUGUCUUUUUUUUUUUCUCCUCAGCUUACUGCAUAAAAAAAAAAAUUAAAAUGCAUCAAUUGUUCUAUAGCUUUAAUAUGGAUUUCAAAAAAUCUUAACGACAGUGGUUUAUACGUCACAUUUUUUUGGGAUGUAGAUAGAGCAUAAAUCUAUCAUCGCACCCCAAACCAACAAGCUCAUGAACACCUUCCAGCAGAGACUUGUCAGUUGUCUGAAAGUUGAAAUCGAUGAAGUCAGAGCAAAGCAAUAAUGAAUGACUGAGUGAGUGGCAUUAUGAUCACACUUCUCAUAUCGGGGAGACUUGUGCAGGUGUUUGGCACAAGAAUCCUCCAAUGCUUUGACUGGUUGUGGCAUUUCAAUUGUUAAGUGCAUGUCUGGAGUGUGAACAGUUAAACCGAUUUGACAUUGUGCUGAUCAGUAUUUGAGUAGGGGGUGAUCGUGGGUGCAUUUCUAUUAAAUUUAGAGGCCUCUUGUUAACUUCCAACUCUUUCAAAUUAGUAAUUCCUAAAGGAUUAUUUCAACUCUGUCAUUUUUUUUUGCAUGUUAUCACCUCCAUUAAAGAUUUUAUGAGAUCACC
Micropterus salmoides (largemouth bass) is the source of this 2234-nucleotide messenger RNA. It is a transcript of the gene kdelr2a, whose product is annotated as KDEL endoplasmic reticulum protein retention receptor 2a. Gene Ontology annotation, biological process: endoplasmic reticulum to Golgi vesicle-mediated transport; protein retention in ER lumen. The transcript has 5 exons. NCBI's taxonomy places the organism in Eukaryota, Metazoa, Chordata, Actinopteri, Centrarchiformes, Centrarchidae. Gene Ontology annotation, molecular function: ER lumen protein retrieval receptor activity. The record is from RefSeq and is a predicted model, not a curated record. Bases 182 to 820 code for a protein of 212 amino acids. Gene Ontology annotation, cellular component: endoplasmic reticulum; membrane; cis-Golgi network.